AUGCUGUGGCGACUUGGGCUGCUGUUGGGUCUUUGCCUAGUGCUGACGCGAUGUGCAGAUGACGAGGUUAUCAAAUGUACCGGCGGGGAGUGCGUGAAGCUUCACCUUUGUCCUAACGGUGAACAUAACACCGAUGGUGCAAACAUCAUCGACAUUCGCUUCAAUCCCGACAACGAGUGCGAGGACUAUCUGCUAAAGUGUUGCCCCACUCCCGAAGAUGAAGAUGAAAUCGUGGUUCCUCCGGGGACGGUACCGGUGACGGUUCCCGGAACGAAUGCAGGUCCAGUGACGGUACCUGGUGCGGGUCCGGGUACAGGAUCGGUUCCUCCCAAUCAAGGAACAGGCCCGGUACAGCCGAUCCCUGGCGGUGAAGGACAGCUGGGAACUGGUAAUAAGCCAACGGCAGGCGUUGGUGUCGGUGGUGGUAAACCUCAUGGGCAUGGUCAGGGCUAUGGGCAAGGGCAAGGACAUGGCGCUGGAGGCUGUCAGGGUGAUAGAUCCUGCUCGCGGCCUGACUCAUCUUCUGCAAGCGACGAGCAAACGGUGUUGGUUGGUGCGAAUCAGAUUGCUGGCGGUGGUGGAGGUACUACUGCUAAUCAGGUAAAGGACCCGCCACAAAUACCGCAGGUACAGGGUGGCGGACCACCUGUGGGGGGAAGCGGCACCAAGCCAGGCUCGCCGGGAUCUACUGGUGUUAAUCAACCGGCUACGGGUGGUUCACAACCGGGCAGUGGGGCAGCUAAACCGCCUACGGGCCAAGGUACUGGUACGCCAGGAAUCGGAGCAGGAAGUGGACAGCAACCAGGUGGAGCAGGUGGAUCGCCUGGUCAAAAACCAACUCAACAAGGAGCUGGAGGAGUGGGCAGUGGGGCAGCUAAACCGCCUACGGGCCAAGGUACUGGUACGCCAGGCAUCGGAGCAGGAACUGGACAGCAACCAGGUGGAGCAGGUGGAUCGCCUGGUCAAAAACCAACUCAACAAGGAACUGGAGGAACUGGUGGUCCUACUUCUGGAGGAUCCGGCGGACCCGGAGUAGGUGGAGGUGCUCCAACGCCCAGCCAACAAGGUGGCAGUACAUCGCCUUCCCAAUCUGGAGUAACCGGUCUCAAUGCUCCUGGCUCGGGAGCAACACAGGAAAAACAACCUGUGGGCGCUGGACCUGACCAACAUCCUUCGGGCCCGGGAGGUGUUAAGAAUCCUGGUGCUGGUGGUGGCUAUAACGGUGGCGUGAUCGGUACUAAACCAGAUAAAGUAGGCACCGCUACGCAGAAUCCUUUCGAUAAAACAGUCGACAGACCACACACAUGUGGUCUGCGCAAUGCGGACGGUGUGGGAUUCCGCAUUACCGGUGACAACGAUGGCGAGUCAGAGUACGGAGAGUUCCCAUGGAUGGUGGCGAUUCUUAAGGAGGAGAAAGCCCUCGAGCAGGUGAUCAACGUCUACCAGUGCGGUGGAUCUCUGAUCCAUCCGUCGGUCGUCCUGACGGCGGCACACUGCGUCCAGAACCGAAAAACGGAGGAGGUGAAAGUACGACUCGGCGAGUGGGAUACGCAAACCAAGAACGAGAUGUUUGACUACCAGGAUCGUAACGUUGUGGAGAUCGUGUCCCAUGCCGAAUUCUACAAGGGAGGUCUAUUCAACGAUGUGGCACUGUUGUUCCUGGACAAACCGGCGGACCUAAUGGAGACGGUCAACACGAUCUGUCUGCCGCCGGCAAACCACAACUUUGACCUGUCGCGCUGCUUUGCCUCCGGCUGGGGUAAGGACGUGUUCGGCAAGCAGGGCACUUAUCAGGUGAUUCUGAAGAAGAUCGAACUACCGAUCAUGCCCAACGAGCAGUGCCAGACGGCGCUGCGCACGACACGUCUUGGCAAGCGGUUUAAGCUGCACAAGAGCUUCAUCUGCGCCGGUGGCGAGAAGGGUCGGGACACGUGCAAGGGUGACGGUGGCUCCCCGUUGGUUUGUCCGAUCCCGGGUGCGGUUAACCACUACUACCAGGCCGGUAUGGUUGCGUGGGGCAUUGGAUGUGGCGAGGAUGGCAUCCCCGGUGUGUAUGUGAACGUGCCAAUGUUCCGCGGAUGGAUCGACGAUCAUUUGCGGCAGCGAAAUAUUACUGACAGCUUCUACCUCUAUUCGUAA
Anopheles marshallii is the source of this 2139-nucleotide messenger RNA. RefSeq lists its product as uncharacterized. NCBI's taxonomy places the organism in Eukaryota, Metazoa, Arthropoda, Insecta, Diptera, Culicidae. Gene Ontology annotation, molecular function: serine-type endopeptidase activity. Gene Ontology annotation, biological process: proteolysis. The coding region runs from base 1 to 2139 and encodes 712 amino acids. The transcript is spliced from 4 exons. The record is from RefSeq and is a predicted model, not a curated record.